This is a messenger RNA of Stylophora pistillata, 1530 nucleotides long. RefSeq lists its product as uncharacterized. The record is from RefSeq and is a predicted model, not a curated record. NCBI's taxonomy places the organism in Eukaryota, Metazoa, Cnidaria, Anthozoa, Scleractinia, Pocilloporidae.
UAUAGCGUGACCCUAUUUUAUCUCUUGGUUUCCAACAGCCCUCCCAAGUUAGAUAUUCCUUUGAAAACUCAAUAUUUCUUUCCAAGGAGAAUGGAGACCAUUUCAGGGAUACCUCUGGUCGACUUUGCCGCCAUGAGCGUUGAGCACGACACCAUAUCAUCUUAUUCAGAUGAACAAGUGCAAAAGAUUGCGAAGCAGAUCCACCAAGCUUUCAGCUCUGUUGGCUUUGUUUACCUAAAAAAUCAUGGAAUCUCGGAAGACACGGUCGAAGGAACGUUUGGUGUUAUGGACAAAUUCUUCACACUUAGUAAAAACCUCAAGAAAAAGUACGGAAAGAAGGACGAGUUAGAUUCAAAUGGAUGGGAAGCUUUGGAAAGAGAAAUCACUGACCCAACAAAGCCAGGUGACCUAAAGGAAUCUUUUGAUAUCAGCGCUUUUGAUGACAAGAAAUUUCGCUGGCCAGUAGAGGUACCUGAGCUCCAAACAACAGUUAAGAGCCUUUUUGAUCUUCUUAGUCGUCUUGGGGAUAGGGUGCUAAGUGCAAUGGCUAUUGGUCUUGGACUGCCUGCAGAUGUCUUCAAGAGUUAUUACAAAGAUGUUGGAACACUCAAUGGCACAGCUCUCUUGCGCUUCAAUUAUUACCCAAGAAUAACUGACAUCGAACACAUCAAGCCUGGUCAAAUACGAUGUGGAGAACACACUGACUAUGGUGGAAUAACUCUUCUUUUCCAAGAUGAUGCAGGAGGACUGGAGGUUGUCAACAGAGAGAAGAUGUUUGUCCCAGCGACUCCAAUUCAGGGUACAAUACUUGUAAACAUUGCAGACUUGAUGCAAAGGUGGACGGCAGAUAAAUUUGUGUCAACGGUUCACAGAGUCAUAAUUCCAGAGGAGGAGCUCAAGCGAAGCACCCCUAGACGUUCUGUUGCAUUCUUUUAUGAUCCUGACUGGAAUGCUAAGAUUACUUGCUUGGAUGGUUCAAACAAAUACCCAAAAAUCAAAUGUGGCAAAUAUGUCUCACAACUCAUGAAAGGCAGUUUCAGCUUCUAAGCAUUUUGAAGGAAAACUGUGUAAUCAUAAUUGGCAAGUAAAGGGAUAACUAGGAAAACAGAUGUUUUCAAGUUUGCACUUAUAUGAAGGAAUUAAAAGCCUUGCCACCUUUUAAAUUACAAACAUACUUGUCAAAAAAUAUCCAAAUCAGAGUACAUUACUUUAGUUUCCAGUGAAUUCCUUCAUACAACUGCAUAUCAUAAACACUAAUUUAGCUCAAAUCCUAGUUAGCAAUGUGAACUUUCCUGUAAUCAAUUAUACAAAACAACAAACGUAUCCAUUAAGAAAUACCAUUUCAAAAUUUACAUUUAAAUUUAAACUCCUGAAGAAAAGCAAUAGUACAUGACUUGUAUAAAUACCGACAGUUGUAUUCAAAACACCAGUUGAAAAAAAUAUUUUUCAACAAAGAGUGAGUAUUUCCAAACACUGCAAAUAUUUUUACCUUGUAUAUCCAUAACUAAUAAAUUCAACCUUGAAUAGUGA